This is a messenger RNA of Cinara cedri, 6259 nucleotides long. The record is from the annotation of a GenBank genome assembly. NCBI's taxonomy places the organism in Eukaryota, Metazoa, Arthropoda, Insecta, Hemiptera, Aphididae.
UUUGGCAUUUAGUUCUGUAAUAGGUAAUAUAUUAUAAGACAAUAUUAUACUAGCUGGUAACAUUAUGUCACCUCAAUACCGUGUAAAACCGUUAUGUGCAUGUUUCACAUCCACAUUUAGUUUAAAUUCGUUCCAUUAAAAACAUAAUGUACUAUAAUAAUUCCCCCUAAAUCAUACUUUUCGUAUUAUACAUAAUAUGCCUGAUACUAAUAUAUUUCUUAACUCUCUAUCAUAUUUUGUUGAUAAUGUAUUUUAUUUAUUUAUUCUACUAAAUUUUCUCUCAUUAAUAUUUAAUAAAAUCCAUACUAUGUAAUAUUGAUCUGAUUACAAUACUGCACUCUGUACCCUUGUGGUGUUUAAAAGUAUAAUUAAUUGUCUAUUAAUAUUUAUCGUAAAUUAUACAUUAAUUCGACUUUAAUCGUCAACAAAUAUUGCGAGGGACUUCUUUCCAUACCCUUCCCAAAUGGAAUUCAUUCGUAUUUAGUAUUAUUAAUUUAUAGAUAGGUAUCUACGGUUUUUCGAAGACUGUAAUUCCGGGCUCUAAACUGAUGAACAAAUUUAUAGGAGAAACUCGAUGAGUUAAACGUGAUGAUUAUUAAAUGGAACGCAGACGUUGUCAUGCUAUCACUAUUCACUAUAUGCAACUGUAUCCUACAUUACGAUCUUAUAUAAAAAUACUUAGGUUUCUCUUUAAUUCUUCAACUGUACCACAUAAAGGUUUUUUUUUUAACAAUAAGUUACCAUAUUCUACAUACGGACCUAAAAUUAAAAACUAUCCACGAGGAAGCCAAACACUUUUACAAAAGAUUCCACAACCGUCUUUCCUCCCACUCGAAUCCUUUAAUUAAAAACCUUUCCUCCCUCUCAAUCCCCGGCAGUCCUCUUAGACGUUUAAAACGCAAAUGGUGUAGAGACCUGUUACAAAUUUCAAAAUAGAAAAAAAAAAUAAUAAUAAUAUUAACUAAUUAAAUAUUAUAUAAUUCAAUAGUUCAUUUACAUUUCUAUACAACUAUCAACAUUAAAGUGUCAUCAUUGGGUGGCUUCUUUACUCACUUUUUGUAUUUUGUAUACUCAUGUUAUCUGUACCUUAUCAUAUAUGCUUAUUAUAUCAUCUGAUAUAGAUUGUAUAUUUCGACUCAAAAUAAAUAAAUAAAAAACAAUAAGUUACACGGAAUUCACCCACAAAUACCUAUACCUACAGGUUGGUAUGACGUCGUACUUUAGUUUUUGUUAAACAUUUAGUCGGUUUUAUAUAUUAGAUAUCUAACCGGCUUCUCGUGAGAACCCCCGACUUCCAUUCGCUACAAAACAGGUUGUAACAUUAAACCACUUAUAAAUAUUACACUGACGGAGAUAUUAUACACAUAUAAUUGAAUAUAUAUUCUUAUAUGACGUACAGCAGGCUUUCAAUUUAAAAGUAAAAAACAACAAACCAAAUUUAAGUUACAUAACAUUGUAGGGGCUGUAGGUUUUUAGUUUUAAUGCUAAUUAAUAUUUCACUUACACAUCUUCGAAAUAGACCAAACAUCGUGUAUUUGUUUUAUUGUAACUUAAUUUAUAAGUAAAAUUCACUUGAAAAAAUAACGCAUUCAUGUUCACGGCGGUUAAGAAAUUAAAGCGUUCAAUGUUGCCAGAAAAUUCCUCGUUAUCAAAAAUUAUUACUAUGGACAUUAUCUUUAAAGACCAUAUUACAGAGUGAUGAGAAAAAAAAUUCUAAAUAAUUUAUAUUACAUAUUAUUAUUAUAUAUUAUUACUAAAUUUAACUAUUAAACUUAAAUUUACUAUUUGAAGUUUUGAAUCGGAGUUUUCGUGGGAAAAGAAUAUAGAGAUUAAAUAAAAAAAUAUAAAUUAUAUCAUGCUCACAAGACUCAUUCACACAGCAUACCUAUAUUUUAUAGUUUUUUCCUUUACAUCCUUUAUUAUCCUUUAAAGUUUAGAAAAGCAACGCUAAAAUCCUUGCGGUUCUUGUAUUCUGACCACUUAGGAAUUACGAAAAUUGUGUUAUUGAAUGUUACUCAAUAUUGUGUUUACCUAAUAUGAAGUCUGUGUAAAGUAUAUGCCAUCAGACUACGGAACUUGUGUCUACUAUUCAAAAGACGUUUAGUUUGGAGUUUAAUGCCCCCGUUUCCAAAAAAAGUUCACAAUUUCAUGGUGUCACUAUAUAUUAUACAAUAUAUUGAAAUUGAUUUGAUAUCUUAUAUACCCAUGAAACGAUCUAUAAUCACAAUAAUUAGGUAGUCUGUAGCGCAGUGUUUCUCUUCCUAAGGGUCGCGGCCCGUUCGGGGGUGGCAAACCAAUUAUUUAAGGUCGUCAAAAAUACAGUAAAACUUCUAUAUAACAGUCACGAAAGGGACCGGAAAUAAUGAUCGCUAUUUAAAGGUGACCGUCCUUAAGAGGCGGUUUAUAAAGGCAUAAUAUUUGACGGGACUAAAAAAAAUUACCGUUACAUAGAGGUGACCGUUAGCGGAAGUUUUGCUGUUUAAAAUAUUGGGUCACCAUGUAUAAAAUAUACAUUUAAGAGUUGCUAAAAAAUUAAAUAAUCAUUUAGGAGUCGCAACAGUAAAAAGGUUGAGAUACACUAGUCUAGCGGUUAGGGCAUUAAGUAGGCUGGUAAGCAGGUUAAUGUUUCAGGUUUUAUACCCGGCGAAAACCUCUGUAACGUGGUCUUUGUUUUGCGUUAUUUGCGUAAUUUCGUCGGUUCUAUUACCAUAAAUACUCAUUUCAGAACGUUACACGGAUGUUAUUUUUAACUGUUUUUGAUAACGAUACCAUAAUAUUAAUGCAAUAUCACUGAACAGUUGUCAAUUUCAGAAAAAUACGGUUGUAAAAACGUAAUUAUAACGUUAAUAAUAAAACACAUUUUGCAAUGUUACAGUGUGACACGUGAACGUCAAUAUAACGUUGUUGUAUCAAAAAACGUAAGUGUCUUUUUUUGAAAAUCGAGUUUUUACAAUAAUCCCAGUUAUUAUCGUUGCAUACCGUACAAUUUUAUAAAGAGGUAAUACUGGGGAAGAGUGCGGUGGGCAUGAAUACAAGCGGAGCCAUGGAGCAAUGUCCCCCCUCCAAAUCUCAAAAAAAAAAAAAAGAUUGGUGGAAAUUAUUACAAGUACACUACAUUUAAAUUUAUCUUCAAUAGAAUAAUAUCAAAACUUGCAUGAGAAAAACAUUUAACUAUUUUUUUUACAUAUUUCAAUAUUAGAUAUAAUAUUUGGUAAAAAUGAUGAUAUUGGUUUUCGGUCAAUUCUAUUUAUAGUUCUGUAAUUUCUAAUCACGCCGGCUAACGAAGGCUUAUACCGUUCACGUUAUCGUCGUAGAUAUCCAUGUUACAACCAUUAUUUUAAUAUUUUCAUCCAAAAUUCAUCUAAAGUUCAAAGUAUACGAAAUUUAGUUAAAAUUAUUAAAGACAUUAUUUGAUUUGUUUCUUUUUGGGCAAAAUGUACUGUAGUUUUGAAGAUAUAUACUGGCCAUCAGCUAUAAGAUUAUUAUAGGAUUAUGUGAAAGAAAUGGAUUGAGAGGCAUGAAAGAGUUGCUAGAUUUUUACAAGAUAUGCCAAAAAUUAUUAAUGCAUUAAUACACUUGAAUACAGCUGCAAAUAUUAUUAAAGAUGCAUUAUAAGUUCUUUCGAGAUACCAUAAAAAUGUUGAAACAGAAUAUUCAAAUAUGUUUAAUUCAUCUUAAGAUUUAGCAAAUAUAAUCGAUGUAGAAUUACGAAUGCCCAGGUUAUGUAAGCUAAAAAUCGUUCAAACUAUCUUACUAAUAAUAUAGAAGACUAUUACUGAAUUACAAUAUUCAUUCCUUUAUUGGAUAAUAUUAUAGAUGACCUAAAAACACAUUUUUCACAAAGCGCAUUAGAAUUAUUUCAGUUAUAUUUUUUUUUCCUUUUAAUUUUUUAAAAAUACCAAAUGACCAAAAAGAAGAAACUAAAAUAAAAUCAGUUGCAAAAGAUUUUCAAAUAUUACUUCAUAAAAAUAAGAUAUCCUUCCCAGUGGUAUGCCGAAGUAGGUUUUUUUGAGGCGAUUGCCUCAUGACCACAAUAGGUGGGUGGGUAGCUGACCAAAUAGAUCGAAUGAGUUUUGUUUAUUAUAUUAUUUAUAUAAGUAUCUUAUUACGAAUAUGAUAGUCUAUAUUAUGUGGUUAAUAAAUAAGCUAAAUAAAGCUAAAUAAAUAGCUAAAUAAAGUUUUUUUCUGUAUUUAUGUGUAGUGCAUGUAAAAAUCCAUGUUUUAAUUGGGUGGGUCCAAACUUUUUUGGUUUUCCUCAAGUACGAACAAUUUUCAGCACGCCACUGAUCCUCCCAAUUAGUUGAUGAAUACUAUAUUUGAAAAGAAAGGUAAAUACGUGAUUAUCAAGAUGAUCCAUCAGUAAUUUCUAAGCAUGCCAUUGAUAAAUUACAGAAUUGUGAUGAAGAUGUUUUUCCUUUAAUAAACAAAAUAUUAGAAUUAUUAUUUACUUUUCCUAUUAGUAAUUUUAGCUCUGAAAGAAUAUUAUCUUCUUUAAGGUGUCUUAAAACAUGUUUAAGAUCAACAGAAUGUAAAAUACGUUUGACUAAACUUGAACUAUUGAACAUGCACAGCCCACAGGGACAUAGACAUCGAUAAUGAAAAAGUGAUUCAACGAUUCUCUAAAAGUAAAAGUAAACUAAUAUUUGCAAUUUGAAAGCCAUAAGAAAUUAACCUUAAUAAAAAUUAAACAUUUGAUUAGAAUUUAUCAUAAAUUAUUAACUAUAAUAAUAUUCAGCUUAAAUGCACAAAAAGUAAUGUAAUAAUGUAGUAAUGUAAUUUAAUAUUUUAUAAGUAAUAAAAUAAAAUCUUGAGUAACCUAAAUAUUUUUAAAAAGUGUUCUUGUUUAUUUAUGCAUUUAUGUCAAAACAAAUUUAAAUUAUUUUUUGAAGUUUACUGUAGGAACUAAAAUAUCAUGAAAAAUAACAAUUAUUUAGGAUACCAAUAGUCUGAACGAAAUAUUUUCAAUUUUGAUCUCUUAAAUAAAUAAUUUCGUCAUAAAUUUUGACUCAAUCAUCAUUAUCCUAAUAUAAACAAAUAUUAACAUAAUAAACCCUAAUAAUCUCUAUUGAUAUUAUUUGAUGCCCCCCCCCCUAAACAAACAGCUUGAAUCCACGCCUGCAAUAUUUCUGGUAGAAAAUAUAUAGUUUGUAAAAAAUAAAAACAAUGAACUCGAUAACGCCUCUGCGUGACGUAAAUAUUUGCCAUUUUACCUAUAAUUUUCUUUCGGGGUUUUCUCAAUUAUUUUAAAAACUUAUUGAAAAAUUAAAAAAUGACCUUUCUAAUGCACUAACUAGUCAAAAUUUCUUUUCAGAAAGGUACUAAACUCUGUACAUCACAUCAGAGCACUUUUCUUUUCGAAAAGUUGUUUACACAUAAAAAAAAAAAGCGCAUAUCAUAGUAAAACCAAUAGAUUCCUCGCUACGCUCCACCGAAUCUAAAAUAAACCGUCCACCAGAUUAACACGAAUAUUAAGCCAAAAUCACUGAGGGGUGAGUUUUUUUUUUUUAAUUUCCAACUAUAUAUAGAUUCCAUUUUAAAUUGCCUCCUUUUUAAAAAAAAAAAACCAAUUUGACAAAUUUAUAAAAUAAACUCAUAUAAACUGUUCAUCCCAUGAAAUUCGUUUCGAAUUGUGUUUCCGAAUUUGAAUUAAUCAGCGAAAAAUGUCAAAAUUAUACAAUAAAUUUGCCUACCAAAAUGGCCAAUGUCCCCGAGCGUGUGCAUAAUGGGUGUUACCCAUUUACACUACCCAUGUGAAUCACCUUAUCAUAUUAAACGAGUACUUAUGAAUAUAAUACUAAUUGUACUAUAUUAAAAAAAAGUUAUUAUUUUCAUUUUGAAGAAUUGAUUUCGUUUUAGGUGUCGAAUGCAAUAAUGAAGCGUAUCGCGGAUUUCAAAAGCGGAACAAGCGGUUACGGAUAUUACAGCCACUAUAGAUGUAUAAAGAGCAAUAACCUUGAUUGAAUUAUAUUAUGCUAUUAUACUUGUAGAAAUUCGAUUUUGGCAUAUUUCGAUUUCGCCGUGCGAAUGCACAUUGUGCGUAUCGUAUUUUGGAAAGUCAAAUAUAUAGUCGCCUAAAUAGUUCACCGUAAGGCUGACGCCGGUAAGUGUGCAUCCAAAAUUGAAUGUUCAAAUAUACUCUCGACGUGUUAUUUUCAUUUCAGAAAUAAUGGUGAGCCGUAAGGGUGAAAUGGUGCUGAAACGAAAACAAGAACUUCUACACCACCUCCGAGAAUUCACAAUUUUUCGACAAAAAAUAUAA